Sciurus carolinensis (gray squirrel) is the source of this 3039-nucleotide messenger RNA. It is a transcript of the gene Znf668, whose product is annotated as zinc finger protein 668. The transcript is spliced from 4 exons. Gene Ontology annotation, molecular function: RNA polymerase II cis-regulatory region sequence-specific DNA binding; DNA-binding transcription factor activity. Lineage: Eukaryota; Metazoa; Chordata; Mammalia; Rodentia; Sciuridae. Bases 675 to 2534 code for a protein of 619 amino acids. Gene Ontology annotation, biological process: regulation of transcription by RNA polymerase II. The record is from RefSeq and is a predicted model, not a curated record.
GCCACAGUACUAUGGUGACACUUUUCAUGGGGCUCCCUGAAAGGUUCUUCCCAAGACAGAAGGGGGAAGCUUCAUUAAAUUCACUCCUUUCUAUUAAAGGAAAUGUGGAGUAUAAGGCGGUUUAGGUACCACGAAACUUCAUCAUGGCCUUUCUGUCCUCCCACCUUCUAGAUCUUAGAGACACUUCCAAUGACCUGGCCGAUAUAUAUAGUAGGCCUGGAGUCCCCUUUAUCUUCCAGAGACCCCUUGCAAGAAGUUUCCGCCACUAUAGGCUGGAGGUGCUUGCGUAAACUUUUCCUUCUAGCGGGGAAAGCUGCCUUCCACUUCCGCUCUUUGGCCUGCUGGCCCCGCCUCCCCUGCCCCCCGCUGGGUCCUAGCGCCUUCCCCUUUCUGGUCGUGUUCUGGGCUCUGUUGGUGCGAGGAGCCGAAGCUGAUGCCACGGAGCCAGCUCAAGUCGGAUCAGAUGAGGAAACUGAGGUUUUAGGACAUGCAGUAAACCACACAAAGUUGCAACAGCUGGGAAGUGAUGGAGGCAAGAUUUGAAGCUGGGCAUUCUGGCUUCAGAGGUCGUACGCUAAGCCACAAUGCUGUAUUGUUUCUCUGGACCUCAGUUCCUUUAUCUGUGAAAAGAACUUUUCUCAUGGUGUUGACAUAAAGGAGAAGCCCUGCCUGCCAUGGAGGUGGAGGCUGUGGAAGCCCGGUCCCCAGCCCCAGGCUACAAGCGCUCUGGCCGCCGCUAUAAGUGCCUGUCCUGUACCAAGACAUUUCCAAAUGCUCCCAGGGCAGCUCGCCAUGCUGCCACACAUGCUCCUGCAGACUGCGCAGAGGAAGUGGCCGAGGUGAGGCCAAAGCCAGAGACAGAACCCAAGGCAGAAGAAACCAGUGGGGACAAGGUAUCAGGUUCAGCGGCUAAACCUCGGCCCUAUGCGUGCCCGCUGUGCCCCAAGGCCUACAAGACCGCACCAGAGCUGCGCAGCCACAGUCGCAGCCACACGGGAGAGAAGCCUUUCCCAUGCCCAGAGUGUGGCCGCCGUUUCAUGCAGCCCGUGUGUCUGCGUGUGCACCUAGCCUCUCAUGCUGGUGAGCUGCCCUUCCGAUGCGCACACUGCCCCAAGGCUUAUGGAGCUCUGUCCAAACUCAAGAUCCACCAGCGUGGUCAUACUGGAGAGCGGCCCUAUGCCUGUGCUGACUGCGGCAAGAGUUUCGCGGAUCCUUCUGUGUUCCGCAAGCACCGGCGCACUCACGCAGGCCUACGACCUUAUGGCUGUGAGCGCUGCGGCAAGGCCUACGCCGAGCUCAAGGACCUACGCAACCAUGAGCGGUCCCACACCGGUGAGCGCCCCUUCCUCUGCUCUGAGUGCGGAAAAAGCUUCUCCCGCUCCUCUUCUCUCACCUGCCACCAGCGUAUUCACGCGGCACAAAAGCCCUAUCGCUGCCCGGCCUGUGGCAAGGGCUUCACACAGCUCAGCUCCUACCAGAGCCAUGAGCGCACUCACUCUGGCGAGAAGCCCUUCCUGUGCCCACGCUGCGGCCGCAUGUUCUCUGAUCCCUCGAGCUUCCGGCGCCACCAGCGGGCUCACGAGGGUGUGAAGCCUUACCGCUGCGAGAAGUGUGGUAAGGACUUCCGGCAGCCGGCAGACCUGGCCAUGCACCGGCGGGUGCACACAGGCGAUCGGCCCUUCAAGUGCCUGCAAUGUGACAAGACGUUUGUGGCCUCUUGGGACCUCAAGCGGCACGCCUUGGUGCACUCUGGCCAGCGGCCCUUCCGCUGUGAGGAGUGUGGGCGAGCCUUUGCUGAGCGUGCCAGUCUCACCAAGCACAGCCGUGUGCACUCUGGUGAGCGCCCUUUCCACUGUAACGCCUGUGGAAAAUCAUUUGUGGUGUCAUCAAGCCUCAGGAAGCAUGAGCGGACCCAUCGAAGCAGCGAGGCCUCAGGGGCAACCCCUCAACAGGAGCUGGUAGUAGGACUGGCACUCCCUGUUGGCGUUGCUAGUGAAGGCUCUGCCGCCCCAGUAGCAGAUACAGGGCUAGGGGACCCUCCAGCAGGACUGCUAGGGCUGCCCCCAGAGUCAGGUGGUGUGAUGGCCACGCAGUGGCAAGUGGUGGGCAUGACCGUGGAGCAUGUGGAGUGCCGGGAUGCUGGUGUUGGAGAGGCUCCCAGUUCCUUGGGAGGGACAGGAGAGGUGGGAGGUGAGGAAGCUGACGAGAAGCCACCACAGUUUGUGUGUCGAGAGUGCAAGGAGACCUUCACUACCCUGACAUUGCUGCGAAGGCAUGAGCGCACACACCCGGAACUCCGGCCCUUCCCUUGUACCCAGUGUGGCAAGAGCUUCUCAGACAGGGCAGGGCUGCGCAAGCACAGUCGCACCCACAGCUCUGUGCGCCCCUAUGCCUGCCCCCACUGUCCCAAGGCUUUCUUGAGUGCCAGUGACCUACGGAAGCAUGAACGCACCCACCCUGUGCCCAUGGGAACCCCCACGCCCCUGGAACCCCUUGUGGCUUUGCUAGGAAUGCCUGAAGAGGGGCCAGCCUGAAACUAGUGGUUCUCUCUAUCACAUUCCUUGGAGUCCUGCCUUGACAGGGUCCCUCCUGAACCGCUUUGCUCCCAGCUCACUCUAUAGACUCCAGAUCCCUGCCCCUAGGCAACUAGCUCACCUGUCACCUAAGACAGCUGGGGAUAGUGGAGCCUGGCAGCAGCUGUGGCAGGAUUCUCUCUGAGCAACACUCAUUAAAGCAUUCACUUUCACACUGGGUUGUCUUCUGUGUUCUGGUUGGGGGUGAGUGGGUUGCGAGUUUGGACACCAGAUAAGAUCCAGUGAUGAAGCCUGUUUGGACAGAUCAGAAACUAGAAGGAUCUUUGGAUGCAUCAUAUUUCAAAGUAUGUUUGGGGAUGUGUUAUGACAAAGGAUUCCAUAGCCAAGUACAUACAGGAAAUUCCCUAUGCCUUUCUUGGGAAUUCUUGGUGAUUAAAAGUUGUAUUAAAUUUGUGUAUGUGAGAGGGUGCUAGGGAUUGAUCCCAGGGACACUUUACCAUUAAGA